GGGGAGGACGGCCCGGGCGCUGCGACUUUUGAAGUCCAAACUGUCGUCGGGGCCGGAGCCGCGUGCUGCCUCUGGGCGCCCGUUUCGCCUCCCGCGUCCUGCCAGGCUGCCCGGGUCCCCGCGUACCUUCGGUCGCUUUCAGGAGUUUAGAGAACGCCAGGUCUUCACGUUCUUGUAAGUUCGAGACCUUGGCGAACUGCAGAACGCAACAAAGGCAACGAGAGCCCGGGCGCCCUCGCAGCCGGAGUCUGGCGGCGGCCCGCGAAUCCUCCCCGCCAGUGGGGCCCAGACGCGCGGGGACACCCCCUCCUCCAGGCACCCACUGAGUCUCUCUCCCCCUCCCUUGUCCUAGCCAUGGAAGGGCUGGAGGAGGCGGAGGCCGACUGCUCCGUGGCGUUCGCCGAGGCUCAGAGAUGGGUGGAGGCAGUAACAGAGAAGAAUUUUGAAACAAAAGAUUUUCGAGCCUCUCUAGAAAACGGUGUUCUGCUGUGUGAUUUGAUUAAUAAGCUUAAGCCUGGCGUCAUUAAGAAGAUCAAUAGACUGUCUACACCAAUAGCAGGACUGGAUAAUAUAAACGUUUUCUUGAAAGCUUGUGAACAGAUUGGAUUGAAAGAAGCCCAGCUUUUCCAUCCUGGAGAUCUACAGGACUUAUCAAAUCGAGUCACUGUCAAGCAAGAAGAGACUGAUAGGAGAGUAAAAAAUGUUUUGAUAACAUUGUACUGGCUGGGAAGAAAAGCACAAAGCAACCCCUACUAUAAUGGUCCCCAUCUUAAUUUGAAAGCAUUUGAGAAUCUCUUAGGACAAGCCUUGACGAAGGCACUUGAAGACUCCAGUUUCCUGAAAAGAAGUGGCAGGGACAGUGGCUACGGUGACAUCUGGUAUUCUGAACGUGGAGAAUUUGUUGCUCCUUCAAGGCACCAUAAGAGAGAAGAUUCCUUUGAAAGCUUGGACUCUUUGGGUUCUAGGUCAUUGACAAGCUGCUCCUCUGAUAUCACGUUGAGAGGGGGACGUGAAGGUUUUGAAAGUGACACAGAUUCUGAAUUUACAUUCAAGAUGCAGGAUUAUAAUAAAGAUGAUAUGUCGUAUCGAAGGAUUUCGGCUGUUGAGCCAAAGACGGCGUUACCCUUCAAUCGCUUUUUACCCAACAAAAGUAGACAGCCAUCCUAUGUACCAGCACCUCUGCGGAAGAAGAAGCCGGACAAACAUGAAGAUAACAGGAGAAGCUGGGCAAGCCCAGUUUAUACAGAAGCAGAUGGAACGUUUUCAAGUAAUCAGAGGAGGACUUGGGGCACCAGUGUGGAGAACUGGCCAACUGUACAAGGAACUUCAAAGUCCUCUUGUUAUUUGGAAGAGGAAAAAGCAAAGACAAGGAGCAUACCCAACAUCAUAAAGGAUGAUCUUUAUGUGCGCAAGCUAAGUCCAAUCAUGCCAAACCCAGGGAAUGCUUUUGAUCAGUUUCUUCCCAAAUGUUGGACCCCAGAAGAUGUGAACUGGAAAAGAAUAAAAAGGGAAACUUAUAAGCCAUGGUAUAAGGAAUUUCAGGGAUUCAGUCAGUUUUUACUGCUUCAGGCCCUCCAAACAUACUCUGAUGACAUCUUGUCUUCUGAAACACAUACCAAAAUUGAUCCCACUUCUGGCCCAAGGCUCAUAACCCGCAGGAAGAAUCUCUCUUAUGAACCAGGCUAUAGAAGAGAUGACUUCGAGAUGGCAGCCCUGGUUCCUGACUUAGAGAAUGAUGAUUUCUUUGUCAGAAAGACUGGGGCUUUCCAUGCAAAUCCAUAUGUUCUCCGAGCUUUUGAAGACUUUAGAAGGUUCUCUGAGCAAGAUGAUUCUGUAGAACGAGAUAUAAUUUUACAGUGUAGAGAAGGUGAACUUGUUCUUCCGGAUUUGGAAAAAGACGAUAUGAUUGUUCGCCGAAUUCCAGCACAGAAGAAAGAAGUGCCGCUGUCCGGGGCCCCAGAUAGAUACCACCCAGUCCCUUUCCCUGAACCCUGGACUCUUCCUCCAGAAAUGCAAGCAAAAUUUCUCUGUGUACUUGAAAGGACGUGCCCAUCCAAAGAAAAAAGUAAUAGUUGUAGAAUAUUAGUUCCCUCCUAUCGGCGGAAGAAAGAUGACAUGCUGACGCGUAAGAUUCAGUCGUGGAAACUGGGAACUACGGUGUCUCCCAUCAGUUUCACCCCUGGCCCCUGCAGUGAGGCUGACAUGCAGAGAUGGGAGGCCAUCCGGGAGGCCAGCAGACUUAGGCACAAGAAAAGGCUGAUGGUGGAGAGACUCUUUCAAAAGAUUUAUGGUGAGAACGGGAGUAAGUCCAUGAGUGAUGUCAGCGCAGAGGAUGUUCAAAACUUGCGUCAGCUUCGUUAUGAGGAGAUGCAGAAAUUAAAAUCACAAUUGAAAGAACAGGAUCAGAAAUGGCAGGAUGACCUUGCAAAAUGGAAAGAUCGUCGAAAAAGUUACACUUCAGAUCUGCAGAAGAAAAAAGAAGAGAGGGAAGAAAUUGAAAAGCAGGCACUUGAGAAGUCUGAAAGAAGCUCUAAGACGUUUAAGGAAAUGCUCCAGGACAGGGAAUCCCAAAAUCAAAAGUCUACGAUUCCAUCGAGGAGGAGAAUGUAUUCUUUUGAUGAUGUGCUGGAUGAGGAAAAGCGACCCCCAAGACUGAUGAUGUCAGAAGCAAGUUACCAGAGUGAGAGAGUAGAAGAGAAGGGAACAACUCAUCCUUCAGAAAUUCCUGAAGAAGAUUCUGCCAUUUUUGCAGAAAGAGAGGACAGUGUAACUACUGAAAUUCAGUUUCCUUCCCAAAGUUCCACGGAGGAACAAUGUCCAGCCUCUUUGUCUUCUCUGCGUUCACUGAGCACCCAAAUGGAGUCGACUCGUGUUUCAGCUUCUCUCCCCAGAAGUUACCAGAAAACUGAUACAGCCAGGUUAACAUCUGUGGUCACACCAAGACCUUUUGGCUCUCAGACAAGGGGAAUCUCAUCACUCCCCAGAUCUUACACGAUGGAUGAUGCUUGGAAGUAUAAUGGAGAUGUCGAAGACAUUAAGAGAACUCAAAACACUGUGGUCAGCACCCCUGCACCAAACCUGGACGUAAACCAACUGGCUUCAAGCUCAUCUAGCCAGAAAGAGGUAGCUGCAACAGAAGAAGGUGUGACAAGGCUGCCCUCUCCUACAUCCCCCUUCUCAUCUCUUUCCCAAGACCAGGCUGCCACUUCUAAAGCCACGUUGUCUUCCACAUCUGGCCUUGAUUUAAUGUCUGAAUCUGGAGAAGGGGAAAACUCCCCCCAAAGAGAAGUCUCAACAUCCCAGGAUCAGUUCAGUGAUAUGAGAAUCAGCAUAAACCAGACGCCUGGGAAGAGUCUUGACUUUGGGUUUACAAUAAAAUGGGAUGUUUCUGGGCUCUUCGUAGCAUCAGUUGAAGCAGGUAGCCCAGCAGAAUUUUCUCAGCUACAGGUAGAUGAUGAAAUUAUUGCUAUUAACAACGUCAAGUUUCCAUAUAAGGAUACAAAAAAGUGGGAGGAAACCAUGGCUAAGGCUCAAGAAACUGGAAACCUAGUGAUGGAUGUGAGGCGCUAUGGAAAGGCUGGUUCACCUGAAACAAAGUGGAUUGAUGCAACUUCUGGAAUUUACAACUCAGAAAAAUCUUCAAAUCUGUCUGUAACAACUGAUUUCUCCGAAAGCCUUCAGAGUUCUAAUAUUGAAUCCAAAGAAAUCAAUGGAAUUCAUGAUGAAAGCAAUGCUUUUGAAUCAAAAGCAUCUGAAUCCAUUUCUUUGAAAAAUUUAAAAAGGCGAUCACAAUUUUUUGAACAAGGAAGCUCCGAUUCUGUGGUUCCUGAUCUUCCAGUUCCAACCGUCAGUGCCCCGAGCCGCUGGGUUUGGGAUCAAGAGGAGGAGCGGAAGCGGCAGGAGAGGUGGCAGAAGGAACAGGACCGCCUACUGCAGGAAAAAUAUCAACGUGAGCAGGAGAAACUGAAGGAAGAGUGGCAAAGGGCCAAACAGGAGGCGGAGAGAGAGAAUUCCAAGUACUUGGAUGAGGAACUGAUGGUCCUAAACUCAAACAGCAUGUCUGUGACCACACGGGAGCCCUCUCUUGUCGCCUGGGAAACCACCUGGAGUGAAGGGUCCAAGUCUUCAGACAGGGAAGCAACCAGAGCAGGUGUUCAUGAGGACCAAGAAAAGAAGCCACAGGAUCAACUUGUUCUUGAGAGAGAGAGGAAACCGGAGCAACAGCUUCAGGAAGAGCAGGAGCGGAAGCGGCUUCAGGCUGAGGCUGAGGAGCAGAAGCGCCCUGCAGAGGAGCAGAAGCACCAGGCAGAGAGAGAGCGGGAAACAUCAGUCAGAAUAUACCAGUAUAGGAGGCCUAUUGAUUCCUAUGACAUACCAAAGAGAGAAGAAGAAUCUUCAGGUUUUCUUCCUGGUGACAGGAAUAAAUCCAGAUCUACUACUGAACUGGAUAAUUACUCCACAAAUAAAAAUGGAAGCAGUAAAUAUUUAGACCAAAUUGGGAACACGACCACUUCACAGAGGAGUUCCAAGAAAGAACAAGUACCAUCAGAAGCAGAGUUGGAGAGGCAACAAAUCCUUCUGGAAAUGAGGAAGCGAACACCCCUUCACAAUGAUAACAGCUGGAUCCGACAGCGCAGUGCUAGUGUCAACAAAGAUCCUAUUUGUGUUCCUGGGGUCAUGAGAAGAGGCGAAUCUUUAGAUAACCUGGACUCCCCCAGAUCCAAUUCUUGGAGACAGCCCCCUUGGCUUAAUCAGCCCACAGGAUUCUAUGCUUCUUCCUCCGUGCAAGACUUUAGUCGCCCACCGCGUCAGCUGGUGUCCACAUCAAACCGUGCCUACAUGCGGAACCCCUCCUCCAGCGUGCCCCCGCCUUCAGCCAGUCCCCCGAAGACCUCCACCACAGGUGUGGUCGCCACACAGUCCCCCACCCCGAGAAGCCACUCCCCUUCAGCGCCACAGGCAGGCUCUCAGCUGCGCAACAGGUCAGUCAGUGGGAAGCGCGUAUGCUCCUACUGCAAUAACAUUCUGGGCAAAGGAGCCGCCAUGAUCAUCGAGUCCCUGGGUCUUUGUUAUCAUUUGCAUUGUUUUAAGUGUGUUGCCUGUCAGUGUGACCUCGGAGGCUCUUCCUCAGGAGCCGAAGUUAGAAUCAGAAACCACCAACUGUACUGCAAUGACUGCUAUCUCAGAUUCAAAUCUGGACGGCCAACCGCCAUGUGAUGUAAACCUCCAUGCGAAAGCACUGUUGCAGAUAGAAGAAGAGGCGGUUGCUGCUGAUGUAGAUCUAUAAAUAUGUGUUGUAUGUCUUUUCUGCUUUUUAAAAAAAAAAAAAAAAUUUUUUUUUUUUUUUUUUUUUUGCCUCUAGAUUACAUAGAAACAUUGUAGUCUUGGUAGAACUUGUAGUUUUGUUGUUUAUUUAUAAGGUAAUUAUGUGUGGGGAAAAGUGCAGUAUUGUUGAAUUCAGCAUCUUAAAAGCACAAGGAAAAAGAUAAGAGCUUAAGAAUAUUUUCGAGGCAGAUAAUGAUCUAGUUUGACUUUCUAGUUAAUGGUAUUUUGAAGAGGAUAUUUUAUUGUUUUUUUUUUAAAAAAAGAUUCUUAAACAUUAUUUGAAAUAGUUAAUAUAAAUAUGUAAUUGCAUUUGCUCUGUUUAUUAUAAUGUGUUCUAAAUUAAUGCAGAACCAUAUGGAAAAUUUCAGUAAAAUCUAUCCCCAAAUGUGCUUUCUGUAUCCUUCCUUCUACCUAUGUAUUCUGGUUUUUAAAAAUGUAGCUAAUGUACCAUUUAUUUGCUUGAUGAGGGAGCUCUAUUUUCUUUACCAGAAAUGUUGCUAAGUAAUUCCCAAUAGAAAGCUGCUUAUUUUCAUUAAUGAAAAAUAGCCAUGGUUUGUAUACUAGAAGUCUUCUCCAGAAACUGGUGAGCCUUUCUGUUCAACUGCAUUUGUAAAUAAACUUGCUGAUGCAUUUAA
Molecule: messenger RNA, 5960 nt
Organism: Cebus imitator (Panamanian white-faced capuchin)
Lineage: Eukaryota; Metazoa; Chordata; Mammalia; Primates; Cebidae
Gene: LMO7
Product: LIM domain 7
Biological process (GO): regulation of signaling; regulation of cell adhesion
Molecular function (GO): protein binding
Source: RefSeq, a predicted model, not a curated record